UUCUUCUGCUUUCCCUCCGUUGUGCCCUCCACCUUCCUCUCUUUCUCUCCAUACAUUUCUACCUCUUCUAAUUCUAAGCUGCAAAUUCAGCUAGGGUUUUGAUUUUUUUCACAAUGAGAAAGCCUUGCUGUGACAAGGAAGACACCAACAAAGGCGCCUGGUCUAAGCAAGAAGACCAGAAGCUCAUUGAUUAUAUUCGAAAACAUGGCGAAGGUUGCUGGCGUACUCUCCCUCAAGCUGCAGGCCUACUUCGCUGUGGGAAAAGUUGUCGACUGAGAUGGAUAAAUUAUCUUCGACCAGACCUUAAAAGAGGCAACUUUGCUGAAGAUGAAGAAGAUCUCAUCAUCAAACUUCACGCACUUCUAGGCAAUAGGUGGUCACUGAUAGCUGGAAGAUUGCCUGGGCGCACAGACAAUGAAGUAAAGAACUAUUGGAAUUCCCAUUUAAGGAGGAAGCUUUUAAACAUGGGGAUUGAUCCGAAUAACCAUAGAUUAAACCAUAGUCUUCCUCGCCCUGCUCAUAAAAACCCAGAAAACUCAGCCAGCACAGCUUCAACAUCUUCUUUAAUGAAUAAUCAGUUAGUUUCUGAUGCCGGAAGUUACAUGGAAGAUAAAUCGCCAAGUGGAUUAGCAACGUUGCCUAAUUUGAACCUCGAUCUCUCUAUGGGUUUUCCUUCAUCUUCAUCACUUGGUGUUAAUGAAGAUGAAGAUAAGGAGAAAAAGCUUAAUAUUCAACCUAAUUUAAGCCAACAGCAAGAACUGGUCGCCCCUUCUGCUGCAGCCACGCUUGUUCUCUUCCGAUAAUUAAUCAAAUUCAAUAUUAUUCAACGCAGAAGUUGAAGCCAGCCAGGCCGAAAAUGGGAUUCAUUAGGGUCUCAUUUUGUACAAAUUGAUUGUUUGAAAUCCCUUUUCUUGGAGUUCGAGCAAAAGGGUGACAGAAAGAACAAGUCAGCGUGCAGAGAAUGGAGAUUUCACUGUAAAUUUUAAAGGCAAUUGCCUUACAUAUGUAUAAUUGUAACAUUGUUACAUAUGAAUGUAUUGUGUUCUUUUCAGUUUUUA
Molecule: messenger RNA, 1058 nt
Organism: Mangifera indica (mango)
Lineage: Eukaryota; Viridiplantae; Streptophyta; Magnoliopsida; Sapindales; Anacardiaceae
Product: transcription repressor MYB6-like
Exons: 3
Coding region: 114-803 (229 amino acids)
Source: RefSeq, a predicted model, not a curated record